AUGGCUAGCAAAGGAGCGGCUCGUGUGCGAAAGAAGGAAAUUGUCAAGGUGAUUCAUGGAGCGCUUCUGAGAACAAAUAUCAAGUAAGUCACGCACAUUCUGAAGCGAAAGUUUCAUACUUUCAUACAGAGCACAAAUGGCAACCGCCGCUCCGCCACUGGGUCCGCAACUCGGUCAACGAGGUUUGAACGUGGCCAACUUCUGCAAGGAGUUCAACAAAGAGACGGGACACUUCAAACAAGGUGUUCCUCUUCCUACGCGAAUCACUGUGAAACCGGACAGAACAUAUGAUCUGGAAAUUUGUUCACCGACAACGACGUGGCUUCUGAAGCAGGCAGCUGGAAUCGGACGAGGAAAAGCCACUAAAGGUGGGUGUUUACAAAAACGAAUUUCUCCUGAAUACUAACUUUCAGAUGAAAUUGUCGGAAAAUUAACAGUGAAGCAUUUGUACGAGAUCGCAAAAGUGAAGUCACGAGACAAAGCUUUGCAACACGUGCCACUAGAAACAAUCUGUAGAAAUCUGAUCAAAACAUGCAGAACGCUGGGUAUAGAAGUGCAGUAUCACGAUUUGGAUCGUGCCGAGCUGAAGGAAUUCCUCGCAGCAAGAAAAGAAAAAGUGGAAGCUCAGUUGAAAGAGCUAGCAGACAAGAAGGCCGCUAAAAUGCUCCGAACCACUUAA
This is a messenger RNA of Caenorhabditis sp. 36 PRJEB53466, 679 nucleotides long. NCBI's taxonomy places the organism in Eukaryota, Metazoa, Nematoda, Chromadorea, Rhabditida, Rhabditidae. The record is from the annotation of a GenBank genome assembly.